CCCUUCUUCCGCGGCUCCUACCAGGGCUGGAAGAACUCCGUGCGCCACAACCUCUCGCUCAACGAGUGUUUCAUCAAGCUGCCCAAGGGCCUCGGGCGACCCGGCAAGGGUCACUACUGGACCAUCGACCCGGCCAGUGAGUUCAUGUUCGAGGAGGGCUCGUUCCGCCGCCGGCCGCGCGGCUUCAGGCGGAAAUGCCAGGCGCUCAAGCCCAUGUACCACCGCGUAGUGAGCGGCUUGGGCUUCGGCGCCUCGCUGCUGCCACAGGGCUUCGACUUCCAGCCGCCCCCAUCGGCGCCGCUCGGUUGCCACGGGCAGGGCGGCUACGGCGGCCUUGACAUGAUGCCCGCGGGCUACGACGCCAGCACCGGCGCCCCGGGCCACGCGCAUCCGCACCACCACCAUCACCACCACGUCCCGCAUAUGUCGCCCAACCCGGGCUCCACCUACAUGGCCAGUUGCCCCGUGCCCGCCGGGCCUGGGGGUGUCGGCGCGGCUGGGGGCGGCGGCGGAGGGGACUACGGCCCGGACAGCAGCAGCAGCCCAGUGCCCUCGUCCCCAGCCAUGGCGAGCGCCAUCGAGUGCCACUCUCCCUACACGAGCCCCGCGGCGCACUGGAGCUCGCCCGGCGCCUCGCCUUACCUCAAGCAGCCGCCCUCCCUGACGCCAAGCAGCAACCCCGCGGCCUCGGCAGGCCUGCAUUCGAGCAUGUCCUCCUACUCGCUGGAGCAGAGCUACCUGCACCAGAACGCCCGCGAGGACCUCUCAGUGGGACUGCCUCGAUACCAGCAUCACUCUACCCCGGUGUGUGACAGGAAAGAUUUUGUCCUCAACUUUAACGGCAUUUCUUCUUUCCAUCCCUCUGCAAGCGGACCAUAUUAUCACCAUCACCACCACCAGAGUGUCUGCCAGGAUAUUAAGCCCUGUGUCAUGUGAAUGGAGGGAGGGAGGCCAUGCCAAGGCCGCUCUCUGCUCUCUCUUCUGCAGGGCAGAAUGAACUGAGGUGGACUCCCCCACCAUGCACAGCUCUAGCAGUAGCACACGAGUCACUUAGCCAGAAUCCCCAGGCCAGCGCUGUUCACUGAUACGUGUCUACCAUUGGUAGAAGGACAACCCCUGGCAAAGUAAUGCCCCUAAUACGAAUAUGUGCAGGCCCCCCAUAAGGGAGAGAGCCAACUGAGAACUCAGCUUUUUAGCAGAGAUGGUAAAAAGUUACCAUAUGAAAAACAUAAACAUGUAACUCUGGGAUCUUCAUUACCUUCAGUCAUCAGGGUCUGAAAAACGCCAGUUGUGUGUGUGUGUUUUUCUUUGUCUAUGAAAAUUUUUGUGCUUUUCAAAAAGGCAGUGCUAAGCACAAGACUUCAAGAAAGCCUCAUCUUGUUGCCUAGCCAAGUAAGAGAGUUCUGUUUCGCCAAACACUAAGUUUGGACACAGGUGCCAAAGAACAUUAUUAAGAAAGUAUUUAGAAACAGUGUGUCUAGUUUAAGAAAGUGGUUUUCAGUAUUGUGACAAUACAACGUUUUUUUACAAGGUUGUUUUCUACCACCAUAUUUUAAAGAUAUUUUUAUGAUUUUCGUGUAUACUCACACUUUGCUUGUAUUUUAAAAGGAGGAUAUAUUUGCACUUAUGUAUACUUUUACAGUUUGCCAAACUAUUUUGAUGUAAAAUUUUUUCAAUAAAAUAUAUAUAACAAA
Molecule: messenger RNA, 1694 nt
Organism: Leptonychotes weddellii (Weddell seal)
Lineage: Eukaryota; Metazoa; Chordata; Mammalia; Carnivora; Phocidae
Gene: FOXF2
Product: forkhead box F2
Biological process (GO): animal organ morphogenesis; regulation of transcription by RNA polymerase II
Cellular component (GO): nucleus
Molecular function (GO): DNA-binding transcription factor activity, RNA polymerase II-specific; RNA polymerase II cis-regulatory region sequence-specific DNA binding
Source: RefSeq, a predicted model, not a curated record